Molecule: messenger RNA, 4067 nt
Organism: Coregonus clupeaformis (lake whitefish)
Lineage: Eukaryota; Metazoa; Chordata; Actinopteri; Salmoniformes; Salmonidae
Product: transmembrane protein 198-B
Biological process (GO): positive regulation of canonical Wnt signaling pathway
Cellular component (GO): plasma membrane; cytoplasmic vesicle
Source: RefSeq, a predicted model, not a curated record
UUGAGCCUGCUGAUGCUAUAUGUCUCCUCCGUAUGCCCUGGACGCUCACAUUAUUUUCGUCGGCACUCUGCAAAGCUUCGAAUGUGGACUGGAUGAAGAUGUAGGAUACUUCUCGAAGAUUAUGCUAUACAUAGAUAGUAUAUGUUCUAUAAUGUAGACUAGUCACUGUAUAUUUUUGAAUUAGGCUACAGUUGUCGUGUGUGUCUGGCUGCAUUGGAUUAACUGGACUAGCUAGAAUCAUCCGUCGCGCCCUAGUGCGCUUUGACUGUCUAUCCUAUUGAUAGGGAGUGAGUAUCAAAAUGAGGGAUGCUGAAGGAUUCGGAGGAGUCGUUUUUUGGGCAAGAUGCGGACAGAAUGGCUGGGGCAGUGCUUCGUAGGAUGCUGAGGCUUUGCGAUGGUGGAUUCUUGUGGAUGGGAAGUGCUCCCUAAUCUUCCCUGCCCUACUCCUCCCUCUCCUGAAAACUCCAAUCCCUCCAUCUCUCAUUCUCACUUUCUCCAUCACUCCAUCACUCUCUGGUCGCCAUGACGUCCACGCUACAAACGCUGGUGCUCAAGCUGGCCCCGCCCCCUCAGGACCUAAACCCUGAGCGAUUGGACGGCUGUGACGAGACGGGCCGGCGCUACAAAGUGGUUCCCUCCGUCGUGUGCUCCAUGUGUUGCCUCUUCGGCAUCAUCUACUGCUUCUUCGGGUACCGUUGUUUCAAGGCGGUGAUGUUCCUGACGGGCCUGAUGUUUGGCUCCAUCGUCAUCUUCAUGUUGUGUUAUAAGGAGCGCGUCCUGGACACCCAGCUCAGUGUGGAGGCCUCGGUGGGCAUCGGCCUAGGCAUCGGCACCCUCUGCGGCCUGGUCACCAUGCUGGUUCGCUCCGUGGGUCUCUUCAUGGUGGGUCUCCUCCUGGGCCUCUUGGUGGCCGUGGCUACCCUGGUGGGCUGGAAGAGCUGUCGAACAGCCCCCCCGAGGUCGGUCUGGGUCCCCCUGGGGGUGCUGCUCGGCCUGGGCAUGCUGUUCGCCGUUCUCACCCUCCAAUGGCAGCGUUUCUUCACCACCAUGUCCACGGCCGUGUUCGGGGCGGCGGUAAUCACGGUGGCGCUGGACUACUUUGUGGAGCUGUUUGCCCUGGUGCUGUAUAUGUAUGAGAGGGUGAAAGCGGCGCCCAGAGGGAGGCCCGUCUGCUGGAUCACCUGGGUGGUGCUGGGGGUGUGGCCUGCCCUGACGCUCCUGGGGGUGUUGAUACAGUGGAAGGUGACGGCAGAGGGAUACUCCCACACCAAGGUGAUAAUCAGUCGUCAGCAGCGGCAGGUCCAGCUGAUGCGUAUCCGUCAAAAGGAGGAGCGGAGGGAUCGCAGCAGGAAGAAGAAGAAGAAUAAGCAACAGAGAGACUCCACCCACAGCUCUCACCCUCCCAAACCCCUGCACCCCGAACCCGCCUAUCGCAGGAAACCCAACCCUAUACGACGCUUUGACGGGGACGUCCUAUCACCUAGUUACAUCCAGAGUUUCCGGGACAGGCAGGUGGAGGCCAGGCCGUAUCCUGGAGGGGGCAGACUGAUGGGGGGAGGAGGGGCUCACACCGAUGUGGACUAUGACUGCGGCUCCACCACGCCCCUCACUGCAGCUGCAGGCCCCUUACUACAAGUCUGAACACUCCCCCAACCACUGGUCCGACCACACCCCCAAUGACCUGUACAGCAGUAUGGAUCUGGCAGCCACAUCACACCCCCAAAAGGUGUGACCACACCCACAACCCACCUGUGCUGCAGUAUGGAUCCAACCACACCCCUAAACGGUGUGACCACACCCCCAAAGGCCUGUAUUGCAGUAUAGGUCUGACUGACCACUCCCCCACCACGAUGCUGGAGCCAAUCAGAGUAUGUGAAUAGUAGAGGCCUGAACUUCUUUUUCUGUUUCAUACACACACACACACACACACACACACACACACACACACACACCAGCCACAUGCAUGAAAAUACUGUACUGUACACACAUCCACAAACACUGCAGUGGAACUGGAUCUGGAGAAAAGAGAGAGAAAUACAGGGCCUCUAACUGGAUGGAUGACCGUUACCUGAGGCUUCUCUCCCUCCAUCCAGCCUCCAGCCAGUCUUCAUCAGGACACAGUUUAAAGAAGCAUGGCUCAGGUUUCAAAUGCGGCAUCGUGUUACCAUGGAGACCGGAAUACAAUCCUCUCUUCAGGAUUUUUUAAGAUUCAACUUAAAGUGUGUCUUCUACUCAGUCUUAAUUCUUCAAAUCGUUCUCUGUCGUCAACAGACAGUUCCUUUGUACUGCAUUUAUACGUUUCCAUCCUAUGGAGUUGGGACUUUCUGAUGAGAACUGAAUAGUAACAGACCCCUGCUCUGUGCCAUGCCAGCCCAACAACAGAUCACCUCCUGGGAAGAAGAAUAUGUGUCUUUUAAGAGGAAGCAUUAUGCAUUCUUGGUGCUGGACGAUAUCCUUCUUUGGAAAGCAGUUUGAACUUCCUCUUCUUUAAAUCUGAAGUUGGAAGAUCCGGUGGAUUUAUGGGUGCCUUGUGAUUGCCCUUACUUGGACUGUACCAUUCAGCAGUGGGAUAGGGAUUUUUGGCAGAUCUCUGCAUUGGUCACUGACUGAGAGACGUGAGAGACUAUAUGAUAACAUGAUAUAUUAUUAUAGUGACAGACAACAACGUUUUUGCAAUAGGAAUGAGGGUAGACGUAUGUCUAGCAGAGGAACAAGAGUGAACCAAUCAGGGAGCAAGCAAGGAAACAGUGGAUGGUGAUUGGUCUAACCUGCCCUGGGCUCUACCAAAAGGAACACUACAGGAAGUCAGCCCAGGGUCAUUAAGAGGUCAAUACAGAGUUAAAAACAGAAAGGAGUCAGAAUAAACGAUAGACCAUUUCAACGAGAGUAUUGACCACUCCCCAUCCACUCUACAGAGAGGACCGUUCCGGUCACAGAAAAUAGCCUAACAAAGAACCCCUACAUAAUGUGCAUUGGGUUUUGAAUAUGGAUCAUAACAUUCUGUGACAUGACAUCUAUGGUUUAUUAUUGUCUUUGACUCAGACUGUGAAAGGGACUGUGAGUGUGAAACACAACAUGUGAUAAUAUAACACAGGCGUGAUGUUAUUAUUAUUAUGAUGAUUGCCCCAUUGGGCUGUGGGUCAGGACAGGGUAUGAGAAUCAAAGUUCCUUUCCUAGAAUCCUCCAGGGGAAACCUACCUGGCUGCAUGACUCAGUGAUUCCUUCCUGUUUCUGUCCCCCUCUCUUACCUCUCUCCCGUGGCGUUGUCCUCCUCACCUCACCAGACAAUUGUUCCUAUCCCCUCUAGCCUGGUCGUCCCACAUCUAACAACCAUGUGUAAAGUUCGUAACACUUCUCAUGAAUAGCUUCUUAAUAAUGUAUUAUAAGCACAUAUAUAAUGCCUUAUAAGCUAUGUAUAAUGCACUAUAAUGCAUAGAGAUUAAAUUGAUAUUUAUGAGCACUUAUUAUGCGCUUAUUAUACAUUAUGAAGAGCGCAUUCAGAGGAAGUGUUAGCAAAUUAGCCUGAGUGCCAGUCUUGUUUAAGCCAUCAUGUCAACUCCUUGCCACUCAAUGUCAUGCCAAACAUGCUUAGCAUGACAAUGAGUGGCAUCUGGGACCAGGCUAUUACUGAGUUGGCCAUACAGCACAAACAGUAGAGAUGUGUAGCUCCCCACUGUCCCCCUCCGGUGUGCAUUCUUCUCACCUUCUGUUUUGUACAUAAACAACACUGCUACUGUACUUUUACUGUUUCCGUGUAUUUCUUGCUUUAUUUGAUUGUUUUAGUUUUUUUCUUAUGGAUUUAUUUUAGGAUACUUGAUUUGAUUUAUAUGAAAUAAUGUGUCCUUUCUGAAGUACUGUAUGUAUAUUUAUUUAUCAGGUAAUUUAUUUACAUUAUAUUAUUGACAUCUUUUGACUUCAAGAGUGCAGCCUCAUAAAUGUAGGCCGGUGAUAUUCCAUGCUUAUUAAAAAUACAAUUAUGAAUACUAUUAUUAUUAUUAUUAUUAUUAAAGCAUGUGUUUUUAUUGGCCUGUAUAUGAUAAACAAUGUGAUUUUACAAUGUCUUUGAC